AUGGCUCAGAGAAAUGGGCUUCACAUCGUUAUGUUCCCAUGGUUAGCUUUUGGUCACAUGAUACCAUUUCUAGACCUCUCUAAGGAGUUAGCAAAAAGGGGUCAUCUCAUCUCCUUCAUUUCCACACCAAGAAACAUUGAAAGGCUUCCCAAACUUCCUCCCAAUCUAUCCCCUCUCAUUGAUUUUGUGAAGCUCACCUUACCUUCGGUGGCGAACUUGCCGGAGGGAGCUGAGGCUACUUCUGACGUCCCAUUAGACAAAUCCCAGUACCUUAAGUAUGCCUUCGAUGGUCUAGAAGGAUCUUUUGAUUGCUUCCUUGAGACGUCAUCUCCAGAUGUGAUUAUUCAUGACUUCGCCCACCACUGGCUCCCACCCCUUGCAGCUAAACGUGGUGUUCCAUGUGUCUUCUUCUGUUUAUUCAGUGCUUCAGUGAUUACCUAUUUUGGCUCCCCAUGGUUGCGUUUGGCCGGCGAAGAUACCCGAAAAGACCUGGAAGACUUCACUGUUCCUCCCAAGUGGAUUCCUUCCCCUUCCAAUCUUGCAUUUCGUCUCUAUGAACUCCUUAAAUUCUCUGACUCCUUUAGUAAUGGAAACAAUUCUGGUAUUUCUGCCAUUGAUCGAUACUACUCAGUAGCCCUUGGAUCAACCUUUGUAAUUGUGAGAAGCUGUGAAGAAAUCGAGGGUGAUUAUCUACGUAUCGUGCGGGAGAAACUCUUUCGGGUACCAGUCAUUCCAAUAGGUCUACUUCCUCCAUCAUCAGAAGAUGAAAACAAAGACGAUGGCGAAUGGGCAAAUAUCAAAAAGUGGCUAGACAAGCAAAGAGAAGGAUCUGUGGUUUACAUAGCAUUUGGGAGUGAAGCAGCAGUGAGCAGAGAAGACAUGCAUGAGGUAGCUCUUGGGUUAGAGCUCUCUGGGUUCCCCUUCUUUUGGGCACUGAAGAGGCCAGCAGGGUCUAAUGUAGACACCUUAUCCAUGUUACCAUCAGGUUUUGAGAGCAGAACUCAAGGUCAGGGUACCAUCUGUUUAGGAUGGGUUCCUCAGAGAAGGAUACUGGAACACCCUUCAGUGGGGGUUUUCGUUACUCACUGUGGGUGGAAUUCAGUAAUUGAGGGUAUUGCAUUAGGCUGUCCUCUUGUGUUAUUACCUCUAUCACUCGAUCAACCUUUGGUUGCAAGGUUAUUGCUGAGCAAGAAUAUUGGUGUAGAGAUUCCGAGAGAUGAACGAGAUGGGUCUUUUACAAGGGAGUCGGUGGCCAAGUCAUUGAGGCUAAUAAUAGUGGACAAAGAGGGGGAGCUGCACAAGGCCACAGCUAGAGAGAUGAAAGAGGUGUUUGGAGACAAGGCUCGUCAUGAUCGAUACAUUGACGAUUUCGAUCAGUACCUAAGAACUAAUCAUGGGCGUGCUAGCUAA
Macadamia integrifolia is the source of this 1410-nucleotide messenger RNA. Its product is annotated as putative UDP-rhamnose:rhamnosyltransferase 1. Lineage: Eukaryota; Viridiplantae; Streptophyta; Magnoliopsida; Proteales; Proteaceae. The coding region runs from base 1 to 1410 and encodes 469 amino acids. The record is from RefSeq and is a predicted model, not a curated record. The transcript has a single exon. Gene Ontology annotation, molecular function: UDP-glycosyltransferase activity.